This is a messenger RNA of Rotaria sp. Silwood1, 588 nucleotides long. NCBI's taxonomy places the organism in Eukaryota, Metazoa, Rotifera, Eurotatoria, Philodinida, Philodinidae. The record is from the annotation of a GenBank genome assembly.
AUGUUAACUAAAGUUCGUUGGACACUUUUGUUAUCAAUUGAUAAAAAUAUGAGUCAUGUAUGUACAAAAUGUACGAAUACAUUUCCAGCUGGAUCUCGUAUAACAGAGUUUGAUGGUAAACAAUAUCAUCCUGAAUGUUUUGCUUGUGUUGAUUGUCGAAAAGCAAUAACAUCACAAUUCUAUCCAUUUAAUAAUGAUUAUUUAUGUGGAGCAUGUUAUGAACAACGUUUUCCACGUAAACGUUGUGCUAAAUGUAAUUCAGUGAUUACAUCGGCUGGUAUUACAUUUGCUGGAGCUUCUUAUCAUGCGGCUUGUUUCUUGUGUGUAACAUGUAAACAACCCAUAUCGGCUCAUUCAAAAAUAUCAAUGGUUGAUGGUCAACCAUGUUGUGCUAAAUGUUAUGAAGAUCGACAUGCAAAACGUUGUAGUCUUUGUCAGAAAGCUAUUAUUGCUGAUGUUGAAUAUCUUGAAUUUGAAGAUAAAUAUUGGCAUAAAGAAUGUUUUACAUGUUCAAAAUGCCAGAAAGGUAUUGCUGAAGAAAGUUUUUAUCAAGAUGGAAAUUUAAUUUUAUGCAAAGACUGCAUUUAA